AUGGCUCCCACUGUCGCCUUCGUUACCGGUGCCAACCGAGGCCUGGGCUUCGGACUAGUCAAGAACUUCGUGGCCAAUCCGAACAAUGUUGUCGUGGCAGCCGUUCGUGAUCCCGCACACACAACUGCCCAGGAACUCACUCGGCUCUCCACGGGCGAGGGCAGCAGCGUUAUCGUCGUGAAGUAUGACGCCGGGGUCGAGCAGUCCGCCUUUGACGCUGUCAAGGAAGCCACCUACAGGGGCGUCGACCACAUCGAUUACGUGGUGGCCAACGCCGGCAUCGCCAAGGUGUUCCCGCUCGUGAACGAGGUCAAGCGCGCUGACAUCGUCGAACACAUCGAGGUGAACGUCUUAAGUGUGGUCUCGCUCUACCAGGCGACUCGGUCGUUGCUGGAGAAGUCAACUGCUAAGCCUGUUUUUGCGAUUAUGGGAUCUGGGGGCGGUGCUCUCGGUCGCCAACCCCCCAUCCCCAGCGCCGCUUAUGGGGCUUCCAAGUCUAUUCUCCCAUGGUAUGCCGUGCGAAUCAGCGCCGAAGACGAGUGGCUCAACACCUUCGUCAUUGACCCCGGCUGGGUGCAGACCGACAUGGGCAACAGUGCUGCCAGAGGAUGGGGUCUGGAAUCCGCGCCAGACACGGUCGACAAGUCGACCUCUGGCAUUAUUGACUUAAUCACGAAGGGAACUAAGGAGCAGUACGGUGGAAAGGUUGUCUUGUACAAUGGCGAAGUUCAGGUAUACUAG
Molecule: messenger RNA, 741 nt
Organism: Aspergillus affinis
Lineage: Eukaryota; Fungi; Ascomycota; Eurotiomycetes; Eurotiales; Aspergillaceae
Exons: 3
Coding region: 1-741 (246 amino acids)
Source: RefSeq, a predicted model, not a curated record